Trematomus bernacchii (emerald rockcod) is the source of this 1765-nucleotide messenger RNA. RefSeq names its product distal membrane arm assembly complex 2 like (gene dmac2l). Bases 57 to 650 code for a protein of 197 amino acids. The record is from RefSeq and is a predicted model, not a curated record. The transcript is spliced from 5 exons. NCBI's taxonomy places the organism in Eukaryota, Metazoa, Chordata, Actinopteri, Perciformes, Nototheniidae.
CACAAGAGGUCAGAGCAAUGGACGCGUCUCAAAUGUAAACAGAGUUGGAGGAAGAUAUGAGGCUGUUAACUCGGGCAGUGCAGUGCGCAGUGUCUCAGAGGGAGAGCAGCCGCAGACACUUCUGGGGAUGGCUCAAUGCAGUGUUUAACAAAGUGGACUAUGAGCGGAUCCAGGCGGUGGGUCCGGACCGGGCCGCCGCAGAGUGGCUGCUCCGCUGCGGGGCCAAAGUCCGGUUCCAGGGUUUGGACCGCUGGCAGCACGACUACAACGCGCUGCCGACCGGACCCCUGGGCCGCUUCAAGAUCCAGGGCAUCGACGCCACCGAGUCCUGCAUCAUGUACCGGGGCUUCGACCACCUGGAUGGUUUGCAGCACUUGGAGGAGAUCAAGCUGAACCGGUGUAUCUACAUCGAGGACACGUGUCUGGAGAGGCUGAGCACCAUCGAGAACCUGCAGCAGAGUCUGCUCCGCAUGGAGGUGGUGUCGUGUGGAAACGUGACCGACAAGGGCCUCAUCGCCCUGCACAAACUCAGGAACCUGGAGCUCCUGUUCCUGAGCGACCUGCCGGGGAUCAGAGACAGAAAGACGACGGUGAGCCGGCUGCAGACGGCACUCCCAAAGCUCGACAUCUCUCUGGACCUGAGCGAUUAGACGGCCUCUCUUAAAGGCCCUUCAAAAUCAAAUUCCCAGGACUAGAGGCAACAUGUAGAUGCUUCAGCUUAAAGUGAAUGUCCAUGAUGUGCAGCAUGGGGAAAGUAAUAAGCACUCAAAUGAAAAUGAAGCACUUUAUUUAUCGUUUUUCUCGAACAAAUCUGUAGUUUAAUAUUAUAUUUUCAACAUUCAAGGUAUUAAAGGUGACUCCAUGUGUUUGUACAAAGAGAAAAACAAGUUGCAAAGGAUUGAAGAAUAUUUUUUCUUUAGAUUUUUACAUUAAUUUGGCAUUUGUAGGAUAUCUGAGGACAGAUGGCUGUGACUAUCCUUAGCAAACAAUGUUGUUGUUGUUGCGAAAACACAGCAUGUAAUAACUACACAAAAUGUUAUGAAUGCUAAUUUCAUUAUGCAAUAAACAGCCUGAACACAAUAUGUAGUAAAUUAUUACACGUUUUCAGUUUUUAUAUUCAUGCAUUAUGUAAGAACCAAUCAAAUCACAAUAUGUUGAUUUGAUGCUUUAAAGCAUGCAUUUCAAAAAUAUUUUAAAAUAGUCAAUUAGUUCAGUAUAUUAUCUUUUAUUGAUUAUAUAUUUUAUUCGCCAAAACUACACCACGUUUCACUGUAUCCCUACCUAAAAUAUAUAAUAUGUGUAAAGAUUAAGACAAAUAUUUUGGUUGUUUAUUUCAAUCGCAUGUAUUUUUACAGUUUCAUUAUAUCAUUUCCAACUGGUGCAUCAUUUUUAAGCCUAUAAAAUGUCAUACAAUGGGGAAAAACAUCCAUCCCUGUUUCUAAAAUACAGGAUAUUCACUUGAUUAUGAUAUGGAAAAAGAGAAAAGCAGCAAAUAUUUAGAUUUUAAAGGAUUAAAACAGCAGUUUCUGAAAUGUUUGCAUAAAAAAUAGUGAAAGUAAAUGUUUCUGAUGAUUCAUUAAUCGUUGCAGUCCGACUAACUACUGCAAUAUGUCAUCAUUGAUAUUUUUUUAAAUGCAGGGAAGUGUAUUGCAUGUUGCAUUCAGGCUGUUUAUUAUACAAUUGUGUACAUAUAUGACAAUUAAUCAAUUUAUUACGUAAUAUUUCAGGAAUAUUCAGUCCUGACGUCAAUAAAUAGUUUCAGAAA